Molecule: messenger RNA, 1106 nt
Organism: Emericellopsis atlantica
Lineage: Eukaryota; Fungi; Ascomycota; Sordariomycetes; Hypocreales; Bionectriaceae
Product: CT20 family protein
Exons: 2
Coding region: 199-1062 (287 amino acids)
Biological process (GO): regulation of transcription by RNA polymerase II
Cellular component (GO): NuA4 histone acetyltransferase complex; nucleus
Source: RefSeq, a predicted model, not a curated record
CUUUGGAGUUUGGACCCUGAUUCCCGACGAGUCUGAGGACCAGGCUAGUACUUGGCAUUUCGCAUCUUCAGUUGCAGGAUCUCAAUUGGACUCAUCGCGCCAUUGGUUAUCGCCUAUCCUCUUUAUUCUACCAACCUCGCGACUGAACAUCCCCCGUGUCGCCCAGCAAUAGCGGAUACCCUGCCAAAGCCAGCCACGAUGCCGCCCAGGAAACGAGGGCGUGGUGGCGCGCACGCUGCCACUGCUGCCACACCGGCACGCGACGACGACAAAAUGGACAUUGACACGCCUAGACCCGACGACACCAAGAGCGCAUCCCCGGAGAAGUCGUCCGCCAUCGAUCCAAACGAUUGCUGGACGGACGACCAGGUGGCUUCGCUGUUCAAGGGUGUCAUCCGCUGGAAACCUGCCGGCAUGCACAAGCAUUUUCGAAUGCUCGCUAUAUCAGAACACCUGCGGAAUCAUGGCUUCGACCCCGAUUAUCACAGACACACGCGCAUCCCGAACAUUUGGAAGAAGCUCGGCACCUACUACAAUCUCCAAGCCAUCGACGAGCGAGAGAGCUUUGACGACGAUGAACCCGACGACAGAUAUCUCGAUUUCCAGCUACCACUUCCCAUCUUCUACGACGCGAUCAUGGAGCGUGCCAGGGCCGAUCCCAGCGAAACAAAAUCGUCUCCGGCAGCAUUCGACCCUGAAGGGCCGAUCCCUUCCUCGCCGCCCAAGAAACGCAAACGCGCAGGCACGGGGUCGAGAACAAGGGGGACAUCACGAGAGGAUACUGAGGAGGUUUCGGUCGCGCACAACGAGAAACCUGCCGGACGGAGGUCUCGUGGACGCACCAGGGCUGCUAGCAACGCUGCCAAGGCAGAAAAGGCUGAGUCAACGGAGGACGAGGACGAGGAGGAAGACGAGGAUAGCGAGGACGAGGAUGGAAACUCGAGUCAGGAGGAGAAUCACAGUGAAGAGGAAGCUGCAGCGACGCCGUCGGCCAGGCCCACCCGGGGAGGCAGAUCACGCGGGCGAGGCCGAGGUAGGGGCGGGCGCCGGCGUGGCCGAUGAACCAGCAUAAGGAAGGCUUCCUCGACAGAUAGUAUAUUAGAGCU